AUGAUGAUGUCGCAGUCGCUCCAAUCUCGGCGCUCAUCGCGCAAGCCCGAUCUCUCGCUGAACCUUUCUACCGUCUCCAACUUCCGUCGAGUCGCCGCAUCGGCCCCCGCUCCUAGGCUGGACGAACGACUCGACACCGAGGGUCCGCCGAGCAGCGGGCGGCGCGACGAAGCAUUGGACACUAAGGCGCAGGCCUGGCGACCCGCUGCGGCCUUAUUUCACCUCAGCGCUGAUGGUAACAGCGCGGGUGGAACGAUAGGCCGUGACAUCUCGCAGAUCUCAUCGUCGGGACCUUUGUCCGCCGGCGGCGGCUCGGAGCCAGCAGCGGCGACCGGGUUAUCCCCUGGCAGGGCCUCCACAAUGCUAGGCGCUCGACGGUUCUCUCGCUCCUUGUCGUCCUCCGCUCUGCCCGAAUCGGCGCUUCCUCGCCCCUCGAACUUGUCGCUCUCCUCCGCGCAAAGCUCGGGCAGAUCGCCGCCGUCGUCGGACUCGUUCACUGCGCAGGAAGCAACAGCACCGGUUACAGCCGCCACGAGUACCGGCGCCAUCCCUUUCAGCAGCACGCAAGGCAGCACGCAAGGCAGCAUGGUGGUGAGCCAACCCUCAAGACGAGGACCCGCUGUUACCAGCGAUUCCGCUGCCCUUCCCAGCCCAACCACCCCCCGGCUCUCCCCGCGCCCUCCCCCCUCCCCGCGCCCUCCACCCUCCCCUCGACUCCUUCGCUCGCCGGUCUCACGCGCAUCUGCAAUCACAUCGGGACGCGACCAGCGCGCCGCUACCACCCUCGCAGCACGGCGAGCGCUUGACACACCCAUUCCUCCUCUGCACAUCAUGCCGCCCCCCACGCGUGCCACGCCUGUGAAGUGGCAGCCGCCGUCCCCCACGGCCGUGCGCAGCCCGCACGCGGAACUGAUUCAGCAGCGCGCGGCGGAGGCGAAGGCGCGGCAGGCGCACAUGGACGAUGCGUGGGGCGCGCUGCUGCUGCGCGACUCCCACGGCUGCUCCGCGUGUGGGCCCGCCAAGGGCGCAGCAGGCGAGUCUGCUACUGCUGAUUCUUUGCCCCUGACUGCUGGUGGUGCUUCGAAGCCGUCCUGGGGUGCUUCCUGGCAGCUUCUGAUGGCGUCGGGGCGAAGCCUCAAGGGGUGGAAUGGGGGCUCAGCGGCAGCUAAGGAAAGUGACAUUAACGGAGGUGUUCCUAGAGGGGAUGAGUUAGGGAGCCUGAGCGGCGGUGCACGUGAGAGGUCAUCAGGGAGCGUGAGGCGUGGCGUGGUGACGUCGAAGAGAGGGAGCAUGCGGAGGUUGUGUCGGUCCGUCUCAUUCAGCGACGGCUUGAAUACGGUUGCUGCUGCUGGUGAUGCUGCUGCCGCCACCGGUGGUGGUGGCAGUGGUGGUGAUGGUGGUGCUGCUGGUGGCGGCAUUGUGAGAACCGAGACUCAUGGACAUGCAGCGCACACCUCAGAGGAGGCACUUGUGGCAUGUGCAGCCCAGGGCGACCUCCAUUCGUUGCCGUGCAGUCCCACUCUCACCGCACGCCGUGCCUCUCUGGAUUCGUUGGGUCCUUCCUCACUCCGCCGCCAUUGGUUGAAUCCUGCCCUUUACGACCCCGCCUUGCAGCACUCUCCUUCAAUGAAAGACAGGCAAACGGGAAUGAGGGCGAGUACGGACACAAGAGGAGCACCACUGGGAGUGGGGACGAGGACUGGGGCAGACGGAGCAGUAUCGGGAACGGGAGCAACGGCAGGGGACAGUGGAACAUUCACCGAGCCAAGGAUGCUUGGCGUCAGCAGCAGCAGUCUAGCGGCUGACGACGAUGGGGGCAGCAUCCCUGCUUCCCCCAUGGGGGGCAGCACGCGUCACUGCAGCUCGCCACAGUGCUCCACAAUCUACUGCUGCACCAUUCCCAGUCCCGAUGCAUCAGCCUCCGCCACCCAAUCAGUGCCUGUCAAACGGCACCCUGGGACCGCCACACGGCGUCUGUACAGGAGAGGCACCCCGCGGAAGAUCUCCUCCUGCUCCGAUCUUCCCCAUUUGCCAGCACCAGCAGCGCCUCUCUUCACACCAGCGGCCGCCACCGCUGGUGCUGCAAAUGCCGCAUCAAUAUCAUGUGGUGGGGAUCCAGGAACGCAACUCCCUCUUGCCUCCGCUGAUAAUUCCUCACCUGCAGCUGCACUUUCGAGUGCAUCGCUCCCGCAUCGCAGCUUCUCGUCUUCCAUGCUCUCCUCUGCGUCGCCCAUGCUGCCUGUCUCACCGCUUGAUUCGACGGGGGAGAAGGGAACGAGGCCGUCGCAGAUGCGAAAGAAGGUGUCGUUCAACUCCAUGGUCAGGGUGCGGACGUUUGUGUCAUUGGAUGACUUCGAGCCUGCUUCUUCGGGAAAUGCCGCCACAGCAUCUGACGUGGCAGCUGAUGUCAGCGGUAUUUGCAAGCCGGAGUUCGCUGCUGAGCUGGCAGCGGCAGUGGAUGUGGUGAGGGAGCAGAUGGUAGCGGAGGAGCAGGGGGGGUACAGCAGUGGCAGUGAGAGCGAGGGCGGCAGCAGCAGCAGCAGCAGGGUGGACAAGAAGGACCGCUCGCCCGUCACUGUUGCUGACUUCGCCGUGCAGGCUCUUGCUGCUCUCGAGCUGGCAAGGCAGUUCCCCGGCGUGCCACUGGUGGGCGAGGAGGACGCCUCUCUGCUGCGCGCCCACCUCGCUGCCCCCACUGCCCCCACGCCUUCGCCACCAGCAGCACAGGCAGUCACUGGUGCUGCUGUGGGGCCAGCCACUGCAGCAGCAGCAGCCGGUGCUGCAGGUACCGCAGCAGCGGGGGCAGCAGGAGGCGGGGAGCAGGGGCCAUCUCUGGCGGAGCGGGUCACGGAUCUCGUGCUCCGCUUUGCCUCGCCCCACGCCCUGGCGCUGGGUGGCGCAGGGGAAGGUGUUGUGGAGGGGAGUGAAGGGCGGGCGGCAGCAGUGGAGGCAGUGCUGAUAGCCAUUGAUGCCGCCGCUGCUGCCACGCACGACCUUGAUGCUGCGACCACUGCUACUCCCAGGCACACAAGAUACUGGGUGCUGGAUCCAAUUGAUGGCACGCGAGGCUUUCUCAGGGGCCACCACAACCAGUACGCUGUUGGGUUAGCUCUCAUCGAGGACGGAGAGCUUGUCCUUUCAGCCCUUGGCCUUCCCAACAUGCCCCUGCCACGUGGCAACUCCUCAGCCACUCAAUCGAACCACGCUGCUGAUGUUGCAGGGUCUGCAGCAGUUGGUGAUGUUGACGUGGAGAGUGAAUCAGGAGAUGACAUGUGGCAGAGGCCACGUGGAAACUGGGCCAUGCAGCAGCAGAGUGCGUGCAGGCACCAGGCUGCCGUACUUGCCACGAGGCCCAUCAACUCAUCUCUCCUCGGGUGCCUCUCCCCCCUAGUUCCCCCUGCCGUUUAUGCAAGUAUGGGCAGUGGUUCUGGUCUGUGCAGCAGCGUUGUGCAUGCAGCAACCAUGACUCCUCGUGUGUCUCCCCUCCCCCUCUCCAUCGCCAGUCUGUGCAAGUAUGCGGCAGUGGCGCUGGGCUAUGCGGCGGUGUUCAUUCAGCACCCGCUGCCAGGCAGCCCGCACCUGAAGGUGUGGGACCACGCUGCUGGCGUGCUCUGCGUCACCGAGGCAGGCGGACAGGUAACCGACUUCGCAGGGCAACCGCUUGAACUCGGUGGGAAGGUGGGGCAGGCUGAUCAGGAAGCCGCACGUGCGGCGACAACACAUGCACCCGACCAAGGAUGCAAUGACGGCAGCAAUGGCAGCUUGGCGUAUUUCAGUCCGCAUGGAGGGGGAGUGGUGGCCACUAAUGGUGUGCUGCAUGCUCAAGUGCUGCACCACCUCGCACUAGGCCUGCGCAUGCGACGCGGGUAG
Closterium sp. Naga37s-1 is the source of this 3870-nucleotide messenger RNA. NCBI's taxonomy places the organism in Eukaryota, Viridiplantae, Streptophyta, Zygnematophyceae, Desmidiales, Closteriaceae. The record is from the annotation of a GenBank genome assembly.